Messenger RNA from Ostreobium quekettii, 564 nucleotides. The record is from the annotation of a GenBank genome assembly. Lineage: Eukaryota; Viridiplantae; Chlorophyta; Ulvophyceae; Bryopsidales; Ostreobiaceae.
AUGCGGUCUUUGAGGCGAAACGACAGAUUUCUGAUGGCCAUAGCUUGCCUCUUCUUGGCUGGGAAAAUCAAGGAGAGCCCUCGACCACUCCAUAAGAUUAUUGAAGUGGCCUACACAUUAAGGGCGAAGACAGACACCAAGCGACUAGAAAAAAUGAAGGAUCAGGCUUUCAUGGACCAGAUCCACGAGCAUGUGGUUCGAGCAGAGCGCGUCCUGCUGUGCACAUUAGGGUUCGACUUUGAUGUGCAACUGUCCUACCAGCGGUCUCUGGACAUCCUGAAGCGGUUGAAUCUGUUGGAGCGGAAGGAGGAAGGGGAUCAGAGCAUGUCGCAGCUGACUGUCAACUUCCUGAACGACUGUUUGCGGACAACAAUGUGUUUGCAGUACACUGCGGAGAGUAUCGCUGCUGCUGCAGUGUCGCUUGCAGCAUAUGUCCGCAACGUUGAAGUGGAUCAUGGGGAGAUCUGGAAAUAUGCACAGAAGGAGCUUGCUGAAGAAAUACUCGGUGAGAUGUUCUCCCUAUACGAGGCGGCCCUCAUGGCACAACAAGUGUGGCCUAAAUGA